Messenger RNA from Blastomyces dermatitidis ER-3, 1469 nucleotides. RefSeq lists its product as uncharacterized. Bases 932 to 1291 code for a protein of 119 amino acids. The transcript has 3 exons. The record is from RefSeq and is a predicted model, not a curated record. Lineage: Eukaryota; Fungi; Ascomycota; Eurotiomycetes; Onygenales; Ajellomycetaceae.
CUGACUUGGGGCCUGCUAAUACAGAUGGUGCAGAGACCAGCCAAAUCUUUCAUCUUUCUCAUUGAUGCUGCAAUACUCCAUAUUCACAUCUGACUCCAUAUUCUGACCGACCUGUUACACCCCGCUAGUCAUCUUAUUUAGUGAAUGCUAAGCAGCACAGGAAUCUCUUUGGUUUCAUUUUCUCACCUGAAUCUGAAUGGGAGUCUGAAUUUUGCCCUUCCCCCCUCGCACAAUCAACGAUGCCGUGUCCAGGCCCAACUCUGGCACAAAUUCCUCAAUAGCAUAGGGCUGGUUGGCUUCGGAGAGUCGAUUUCACCCCAUGGGUCUGAUGGUGAGACCUGGAUGGCUUUGUUUCCUAUGAGGAAACACCCAUUGAUGUAUGUGUCUAUAGUAUAGCCACAAAGAACUCAGCAUAUGAUGAAUUUCACAAGGCAUUUCAACCUCGCGAUUGACCCUGUCCUCAAGCAAUAUGUCUCCCUUCUUGGUCAUUAUUGAACAACCAUGGGAGCUAGCAACUGUGUCCCCAAUUUCGCAAUCAUGCCAGCACAUACAGAUUUCAUUAUUAAAAUUCCUGGAGGACUGCUGUACGCAUCCGGCACAUCUCAAGUAGCGAUUAUUUUCUUUCGCAUUUUCCUCACAAUGAACGUUGUUCUCCGAAUUCGCGGAUGCAUCCGCUGCAUCUAGCCAGGUUGCGCUUUUUUCUGGAUCUCAGCAUGCGAUGCGCACCCGGCGCUUGGGUUCUUCCUCUACUCAAAGCCAAAGUUGGCUAAAAUGUCGGUCGCAGAAAAGAAAAAUACACUGCUGCUUCUCAUUGUUCAAUUUUACUUUGUCUCAGUAGACGCACCAGGGUGCUUCUACAUUGUAUCCCAUCAUGGUGCAUGGAGCAAUGUGAAGAGACAAUGGUUCCUGUCAUCUAGCGGCGCCGGUCCUGAUGGUCUUCUCUAUUUAUAUGACCCUCAAUCGCGCGCUCGAGUUGUGUCAGAGUUUCAAUCUUGAUAUACAUCCAAGUGACGUAUCUGAUCGAGGUCUACGCAAGCAACAUUUAUCCGUCAGAAAGAACAAUCCCCUCUCGCCAACUAUGAAGUUUAUCACCCUCUGUUUGGCCAUCUUGCCGGCCGUUUUCGCUCUCCCGGCGGAACAACAGGACUGCGCAUGCCCCAAGGUCUCCUGCCCCAAAGCAACCUGGGCAGAGGAGUGCAAGUGCUUAAAUCAAGCUAGAAUGCAAUGCUUCUUUGAUUGUGGAGGCCCAUACCCACAGCUGCGAAGCUGCGAAGGACCCCGAGAAUGGUGAUCGGAUGGCAAAUUGAGCUGGGGACGUGGGAUUGACUUCUGGUUGAUUGGGGGAAAUGUUAACUCAGAGCCAAGAUUGUUUUGGUGUGCUGAUGUAACUAACUAGUUAACUAGUUAACUACCCUAUGAUCUUUUUAUUGUGGUUAUUAUUAGUACAAUUAACUAGUUUUCCAUUAUCA